Molecule: messenger RNA, 2049 nt
Organism: Eubalaena glacialis (North Atlantic right whale)
Lineage: Eukaryota; Metazoa; Chordata; Mammalia; Artiodactyla; Balaenidae
Product: basic proline-rich protein-like
Exons: 12
Coding region: 1-2049 (682 amino acids)
Source: RefSeq, a predicted model, not a curated record
AUGGCGUGCCAUGUGCCGCUCAUGGGACCCCCAGGACGCCCACCCGGCCCCCCGGCCCCGAAGAGGCUAGAGCUCCCCGCCCACCCUUCAGGAGGAGUGGCCCCUUCCUCCACCAUCCAGCAGCUUCCACAGCCCGAGUGUCCCAGACCCCUGACCUCCACCGUGAGCUCAGGGUCCAGCGUUGUCGUUCAGGCCAGCAUCACCCACUCGCUCACCCAUCCACUCACUCACCCCACGGCAGCAACAGGGACACCCCCCCCCGAGGAUGCUCCUCCCCACGAGGGUUCCGGGGGGCAGGGUGAGCCCAAGCCUCCCCUCGGCUCCCCCCACCGAGGGCCCGCUCAUCGGGCUCUCUCCAGCGAGGGCCCCCGCCUGUGCGGGAGGCCUGGCCCCAGGCCCAUGAAGGAGAAGUCGAGGCUGGGUUACGCGAGGUCCCCCAGGUGGCAGCAGGGGCCUGGUCCGCAGCCUGGCUCCUGCAGGUCCCUGCCCUCUGGGGCCUCAGACAGCCUGUCUCCGGCUCCACCCAACACCCCACCCACGGACCACACGCGGUGCCAGCUCCUGCCCCACAACCACCAGUGCUUUCUGCGUCUCAGGCAAGAGCUUCUGCCGCCCUGGGACCGCUCAGGGGCCAUGGGAGUGGAGGGGGGUCAAGAAGAGAGGCACCCGGUGACCCCGGCUUCCCGGCCUGGACCACGGAGGGGUGUCCAGGGGACACAGGCAAAGGGCAGCUGGACACCUGAUCUGGAGUUUAAACAGCAGGACCAGCUGGAGGUGGAGGUGCGGACGGAGGGCACGGGUGAGGCUGUCCCGGCCACGGCGGGCCACGGCGCUGUGUGGGACCGCACAGAGUGCCCAGGGGUGUGGGGAGAUGCCCCCACGUGUCCUGCUUCCCCUCAGACUGCGGCCGAGGGCAGGGACACAGGAGACACUGGGGUGGGGCACAGGCUGAGUGAGCGGUGGGGGGGCAGCCAGGCCCCUGGGGACGGGCUGGGACCGGGACCCUCCCCUCGGUCUCCUGUGCAGAAGCAGCUGAGGAGGCUGGAGGCUGGGGGAAGCCAACUGGACCCAGACACCAAGGCCGCUCAGGGGGACACUCGUGCCGGCCACGAGAGGCACAGGCCAGAGGCUCCGCCACCUGCCACCUGCGGGGACCCCAAGCAUGUCACCCCCGCUAAGAACCUCAGUGCCCUCGCCUGGAAAGCAGAAACGGGGAUCCCCGGGUGCGUGUGUCGACGCACCCACGGCCCACACCCUCUGCAGGAAUCCUCUGGCUUCAGUCCUGCAGGUCCAGGGAGCAGCAGAGAGUUCCGAGGCCCGCAGGAGUGGUUCCCUGAGCCACAGACCCCAGGGCUUCCUGCCUCUUGGCUCUGGAGCCCCCCGAGCCCCCAGUGGCCCUUCUGUGUCACCCCCACCACACACACCCAUGCGGUCAGCUCCAGGGAGCCCGGGCCGAUUGCCUCCCAGACUGCAGGUCACUUGCUAGACCGUAUGUCCUGCUUCUGGGGCCUACGGGAGCUCAGCCUGAGCAGCGCUCACAUUGGGGCCACGCUCCACCCCGCCACCCCCCUUCCCACCCCCUUCCCCAUCACGGCCCCCCCCCCAGGCUCCUUCCUGCAGCAUCGGCAGGGGAGCGGGGAGAAGAGUCAGAAUGGAGGGACUGGGGUUCAGGCAGGGAGCGGGGAGCAGAGCCUCAUUGCCCCAGACCCCCAGACCCUCAGGCCCCCAGGCCCCCAGGCCCCCAUACCUGCGGGCCCUGAGACCCUCAGACCCCCAGACCCCAGACCCCCAGACCCUCAGGCCCCCAGGCCCCCAUACCUGCAGGCCCUGAGACCCUCAGACCCUCAGACCCCAGACCCCCAGAUCCCCAGACCCUCAGGCCCCCAGGCCCCCAGGCCCCCAUACCUGCGGGCCCUGAGACCCUCAGACCCCCAAACCCCAGACCCCCAGACCGUCACAGGCACAGAGUGCCCCCAGGCCCAGAGGCAGGAAGGUCUCACUACCCCAGGCGCCACCGAGGAGCAGCUGGUACAGGAGUUGACGGUUUGA